Molecule: messenger RNA, 546 nt
Organism: Drosophila persimilis
Lineage: Eukaryota; Metazoa; Arthropoda; Insecta; Diptera; Drosophilidae
Product: macrophage mannose receptor 1
Exons: 3
Coding region: 1-519 (172 amino acids)
Molecular function (GO): signaling receptor activity
Source: RefSeq, a predicted model, not a curated record
AUGCUUUUCAUUUUGCUCAUCGUCUGUGGUGUCACUGUAGCCACCAACAACACUAAUUUGGAGUUGAUAUUCGGUUACGAUUGUAAUCCUUUGGUUCAAUGCAAUGAACACUAUUCCGUAGCGACUUUUGCCAAGGUCAACUGGUUCGAGGCCCAUUACAUUUGCAACAGCGUCGGUGCCGUCCUAGCCACUGUGAACAAUCCGGAUCAACAUUUGCUGAUGCUUCAGCGGGUCAAUCGUAGUAAUUAUGUCUUGGGCGAUAAGCGCUUCUGGUUGGGCGCCACGAAUCUGGUGGAAGACGACACCUCAUGGACCUGGCUGAGCAGUGGGCUACCCAUGACGUACAGUCUCUGGGCUGAGAAGGAGCCGCCGUCGGAUGAGAAUGCUAGCGAUGCUUGCCUUAUGCUGGGCCUAGACACAAUGUGGCAUGCGGCACCCUGCAAUCAGAAGUUCAAUUUCAUAUGCGAGAACAUUUGUCUGUUGAACGACACUACCAUCAACAAUCAAAUAUAUGUUUAGGACUUUUUUUGAAUGCCAAAAGUACAA